AAUUCUAUAAAACCCAAGUUAUUAUCUAAAAACAAAACUCUAGUUUAGUGGGCAAUCUGGUUGACUCAGGGACGACCUAUUACAGAGGUUUACGACUGCCAUAACAUGGGUCUCUCCUUCUCCUGUGCUCCCUCACUUCGUCACUCUUUACUCAACCGCCACCACUUUUCAGGUUCAUCAGACAUUCACCGCAGCAACGUGGAGUUCUCCGAAACCACCACAACCACCACGAUCAGAAGGAGUCAGUUUUCCGUGAGAGAAAGCAUCGGCAGCAACUGCUCUCCUCGUCCUCUUCCUUUUCCCGGUCGCCAAGUUCUGAAAUGGCCUGAGUUGAAAGUGUUCAGUUUUAAGGAGCUGAAAUCUGCCACAAGGAAUUUCAGCUCCGACAGAUUGCUCGGUGAAGGUGCAUUUGGCAGAGUUUACAAGGGAUGGUUGCAUAAGAACACCCUCACUCCCGCCAAACCAGGCUCUGGAGUGGUAGUUGCCAUCAAAAAGUUAAACCGGGAGGGUUUUCAAGGGUUUCGAGAGUGGCAGGGCAGUUGUAUGUGAAGAGUGAUGUGUAUGGAUUUGGUGUGGUGCUUCUUGAAAUACUUACAUGAGGGCAUUUGACACAAGAAGGCCAACAGGGCAGCAGAAGCUGGUUCUAUGGUGCAAGCCCUGUCUCUCUUCCGAAAAAAAGUUGAAAACAAUUAUGGAUGGUAAGAUAGAGGUCAAUAUUCACCCAAAGCUGCAUUUCAAGCAGCACAACUUACUCUAAAAUGCCUGGAGCAUGACCCUAAACAACGUCCUUCAAUGAAAGAAGUUCUUGAGGGAUUGGAAGCUAUUGAAAAUAUCCAUUGAAGAUAGAUUUUUAAUUUUUUUUUCUUAAUUUUUACUGGAUUGGUUUCAAGUUUAAAAGACAAAAUAGAAUACCCAUUGAA
Vigna radiata var. radiata (mung bean) is the source of this 920-nucleotide messenger RNA. Its product is annotated as probable serine/threonine-protein kinase PBL18. Lineage: Eukaryota; Viridiplantae; Streptophyta; Magnoliopsida; Fabales; Fabaceae. The record is from RefSeq and is a predicted model, not a curated record. Gene Ontology annotation, molecular function: protein kinase activity; ATP binding. The transcript has 3 exons. The coding region runs from base 106 to 549 and encodes 147 amino acids. Gene Ontology annotation, biological process: protein phosphorylation.